Mollisia scopiformis is the source of this 1320-nucleotide messenger RNA. RefSeq lists its product as uncharacterized. The transcript has 4 exons. The record is from RefSeq and is a predicted model, not a curated record. Lineage: Eukaryota; Fungi; Ascomycota; Leotiomycetes; Helotiales; Mollisiaceae. Bases 1 to 1320 code for a protein of 439 amino acids.
AUGGACAUCGAUGAGCGUAUCGAACUGAUGCACGAGGUGCAGGGGAAACUCUGGGAGGACCGCCUAAACGAGACGCAGCGAAGCGGCCGCCUCUGUGCAUGGGUAUCGAGCUUCCAUCAUGAUCGACUUCCCUGUUGGCUCGGGGACAACGACUUUCGUUAUGGCUCCUACAAUGCUGGGUUCAAGCUCGUUUUCGGCGACGGCACUGCCUGGCUGCUGCGUUUCCCGCGAGUUGGCAGGGUCCACGAUGCGUAUGCUGACGAGAAGGUCGCCAUGGAGGUUGCCGUGAUUAAUCUCAUCCGCAAUGAAACCACAGUGCCCGUUCCGAAGAUCCAUGCUUGGGGCGUGGCGGCACAGAACUCUCUCGGUCUGGGUCCGUUCAUUAUCAUGGAGUUCAUUCGGGACGCACUCCUAAGGGAGAACCUCAACGACGACGAGAUAGAGAUUAUCUACAGGCAGUUCGCUAACUUCCUGCUCCAGCUUUUGAAGCUCGACUUUGAGCAGAUCGGCAGCCUGGACUCCCCAACUCCAGGACUCCGCUUCCCGAUACGACCGUUGACUUGGAAGGCUCAUGACAUUCUUCAAACCGGAGGAGUCGACAUUUUCGGUGAUAGGAACAGAGGCUUUUCGUCGACGACCGAGUAUUUCCAGUAUCUUGCCGAGCAGGAUUGGGAGCAACUUUUCUGGCAACCAAACUCAUCCUUGAUACCAAAGUUCGUUCACAAAGAGUACGACCGUGGGAAGUUCAAGAUCGUCUGUGACGAUCUUGGCCUGGCGAACUUGAUUGUUAGAAGCAGACAAGACCUCACUGUCAUCGGGGUAGUUGACUUUGAAUGGUCUUACAUCGGGCCGGCCCAGCUCUUCGGCUCAGCGCCGUGGUGGCUUCUCAUGGACCGGCCAACAAACAAGGCAUGGGACUGCGACAUGGGUGAGCCAAUCAGGAUCACCAACCGUUACUUCAGAUACUUGAACAUCUUCAAACACGUUCUGGGAGAGGAGGAGGACAAGACGCCAGGGCACGAAAAUAAAGAGCUCUCUAACCUCAUCCACUGGUCUGAGGAGUCGGGGGCCAUGUGGGUCCACAUGCUACUCUCGACUGGCUUCAACGAUCCCUGCAGUUUCCCUUUCACGAAACUGUUACAGCACAUAGGUGUGGAUGAGUGGGAUAGGCGCGAGAAAGAAGUCAGCCAAGAGGAGGCUGCGGCAUUCGGGGCGCAGAAGGCGCUACAGUUAGAACAGUACAACUGUGACCUGGAGACGGAGGCGCACAAAGCCCUUGUGGACGAGGGGAGAAAGGACGACUUUAUUCCCAUGCUCUAG